GUCGGCGCGAUGAAGUUCACGUGGCCACGCCUUCUCAAGGGACCCAUGGCGCAGCGCUUGACGCUCGUCGGCGUCUGCGCCUACGUGCUCGCAGUCACGGCUUUCUUCAUCGUCCACCAUCAGUACACGGCGACGACCGCGCAAAGCAUUCGGCACGUCUUGGUGGCCAGCCUUGCGCCGCUGCGGCACGCCGACUGUAGCUACCAAACAAAGGAAUUUUCUCAGCGCUACGAAGCGAUCUAUGCGGCUCCGCCGUCCCCGCCGGCGUCGCUCGAAGCCCUGCGACGGUACCUUUGCGUGAACCAUUGAGGCCACCAUGGCUCAUCCUUCUCUGCGUAGCCACUCGGAUGCGCAGGCGCAAAUAUCGUGGGCCAACUGUCUGCCCAUGCGCACAGUAGUCUGCGGCGUCACCGCCGGGUCGCAAGACUCGCUCUUCACGCAAUCGCCGCCGUGUCGGUCCGCGGUUUUGCACCACCUACUUGUCGCGACUGCCGCUGCCAUUGAAGAGCGCGGCUAUAACGCCAUGCCGAUUGGCAAGGGUCUCGAGCAUCUCUGGCAACACGGCGCGCUGCCUCCCAACGCCACGGCCAUUGACAUGCUCACGGACGCCCCGAGCGAUCUCGCUUCGUGGUUUUGGGCGCGGGGGUUUGCCCACUUUUUUGACAAGACGGCCGGCCGCGCGGUCACAUGCAUGGCGCCUCACCACACGCUCGCGACUCUUCUCUACGCCGACGAGGCCGUUAAUGCGACGUCACCGCACCUGCGCUGGUCGCGGAUGCACUCUGUCGAUGACGUCUUCAUCGUAUCACCCGAGAAGAACCACGUCUACGAGCAGGCGCACUUGAUGCCACUGGGCUGUUUGCCGCUGUACAAUGCGUCGAUCCUUGCACCGUCGUUGCCCGCUUCGUUCUUUACAGCGGGGCACAGUCGACCAUCCAAGCACGCUGACGAGAUCGAUGCGACGUACCCGAACCCCAAGUGCCAAGUCUCCUGUGAACACGACACGCCGGCGUUUCAGCGCGACGUCCACGCCAACGUUGCGCACUGUCCGCUGCGGAACGAUGCCGAGUACAACGCGCGACUUGCCGGGUACUUGCGCCAGCCGCUGCCGCUGCAGCUCUCGCCCGCGCAUGCGCCGUUCCUCGCGCCGUUCAGCAACACGACCAAGCUCCGCCAAGGAAAGGAGUGGGAGUACUGCCUCCCAAUCAAGCCGCAGCUGUGUGGCGCACGGCGCGGUGUCAAGGCGACGCUCUUUGAGACGCCGCAAGGCAAGCCGUGCCGGUCGGCUGUGCUCCAGCUGCUGCUUGAAAACAUGCUUGAGGUCGUCGAAGAGCUCCAUCUCCCGUCGUUUGUCUACUUUGGCACCCUACUCGGGGCAUGGCGUGACGAGGCCAUCAUUCCGCACACGGCUGAUGUCGACGUCGUCCUGCCGUCGUUUACAGACUGGACCAUUCUCCAAGAUGUCAUGUGGGCCCGAGGCUUCUACGUCUUUGAACGUGAUAUCCACGGCGCUUGCGUCGCGUCGCACCACCCGCUCGCGUCGCUUCUGUAUGCACCGAAUCAAACCCGAACCGACUCGUCGAUGCACGGCACGCCGUACCUGGAUCUGUACAUGUGGCGGAAAGAGUACUCGGCGUCGACGGCGUAUAUCCAGGUCGAGACGGCCAACGCCAAGCUCAACGCGUCCCAAGUAUUUCCGCUGACAUGCGACCACACGAUCUUUGGUAGUCCCGUGCCUAGCAUCCAACACCCGGAAGCCAUGUUCAAGAGCGAGUAUGGCGACACGUACGACGUGGACCCCAACUUGCGCUUGGCUGCAUGCGAGUCGUACUGCGACUAUCAGCUCGUCCCGAACAAGAAUGUCUCGCGCACGUAGAUUCAAAGGAGAAUUUGAUAGGUAGAGAAAUCGAUGGAUUUUACAUCGCAGA
Messenger RNA from Saprolegnia diclina VS20, 1928 nucleotides. RefSeq lists its product as hypothetical. NCBI's taxonomy places the organism in Eukaryota, Oomycota, Saprolegniomycetes, Saprolegniales, Saprolegniaceae. The transcript is spliced from 6 exons. Bases 317 to 1876 code for a protein of 519 amino acids. The record is from RefSeq and is a predicted model, not a curated record.